CCUCGUGGUUUUUAAGAGGUUUGGUAAAGUUCAUAUUUUGUUCCAAACACUUGGUCGCUAUCUAUGAUACAAGGUUUUUAGAUUAUAUCUGUAUAAUCUAAAAACCUUGGCUAUGAUACACACCACUGCCAGGAUGAACGAAAACCACGAAAGUUAUAAUUGAACUCCAGAAACUUGAAAAGUACCGAUCCAUUCAUAUUAAAUUACUAUAGUUUAUGGCACUAUACUCCACACUGGACACACGAUUAAAGAUACACCUAAUUAAGAUAUAUCUUUAAUCGUGACUGGACCACACUGGACAACUGCAGUACUGCACCCUCAUGACCUCCAACCACCAAUUUAUGCUUCUCUUUAUUAUUUAUACCUAGUACGGACGGUGUGUGGGCUAAUGUUCAUGUUUCCCCGAGGUUCAUAUUAUCACAGUGAAGUACACAAAAACCUGAUCAGCUGAUCUAGUGUUAGUGUUAUUUCUAUAUUGUGUAUCCUCAAUCCUCACUAUCUAUUAUAGUAUCUUGUGGGUAGUUGUAAGUACUUACUAGUUACUGCUCACUAGUCGCUACUCAAGUAUAUUUAAACAAAUUUGAAUUUGGAUUCCGGUUUAAUUAAUGUGAUUUCUUAUUUCUCAUGUGUAUAUUUAAAUUUAAUACCCAUUAUAUAUACUGAUUACUUAAUAAUUAUUAACUACUUGAUAUCUUAAAAUUCACUUAUCAUAACUUAAGCUUUAAAAUUCAAAUAUGUUUGAUUCUUGUUGAGUAGCUAUUGUGUUAUUUAUACAAACAUUAUUUUCCAGUACAAUUAUCAUGUUUAUAAAUGGCAUUUAUAUUAUUUGUCUAUACUUCUUGUCGAUCUCCCAGAAACUUGAAACCUCAGAAAUAGUCAUUACGAUUUUGAGUCAACAAAAUGACUAUAAUGUAGAACAAGCACUCAAAUUAAAAAAUAAUAUUUUGAAGCAAACUAAAUCAAUUAAAAAGCCACGGCUAGGUCAAAUAUAUAUGCUUCAUGAACAAUUCCCAGAUCCUGGAAGUUGGACUGUUAUUCCAAUUAUAAAACUAUUAUAUAAAAAUAAUAAACAUGCAAAGUGGUUUUUGUUUUGUGAAGAAAACGCUUAUGUAAAUUAUGACAAUUUACAAUUGUUUUUGGAAAACAUGAACUCUAAUGAAUCUGUAUGGAUGGGAUAUGGUGUAAAAGAUAAACAUCCUACAAUAAUUCAUCAUUAUGCAUUUAAAGAAAAUGAAAAUGAAAGGGUUACUUACCCUUUGUUUGCUGCAGGAUUUAUUAUAUCUGCUGAGCUAUUAAAAAAUAUUGCCAAUUCAGGUGUAGAAACUUUGAGUUCAGAUUUUUCAAUUGAUGCAUCUUAUGAAUUAUCAUUAGCAAUCAAUCAAAAAAUUCAACAUCUACCUUUGAAAUUUUGUUUGAAACUUUCACCAGACUGUAUUGUUCAUCCUUUGUCUGAAAGGAGUGAAUGUACUUGUUAUGGAAAAGUGACAAAAGAUUCGAUUUAUUUUGCUGUGAAAACUUGCAGUAAAUUUCAUUCAGAUAGAGUACCGGUGUUACAAUCUACUUGGGGCCGAGAUGCUGUGCAUAUUGAAUACUUUAGCGAUAAACUUGAUGAUACGAUACCAACAACUGUAUUAGAUGUACCAAAUACUGAAAGAGGACACUGUCUUAAGACUAUCACAAUUUUCAAAUACUUAUCUAAAAAACUUUUGUCGAAUAAAGCUGUGAAAUGGAUUGCAUUGACAGACGAUGAUACUCUUUUGAGUGUUCCUCGGUUAGCAUCAAUACUGAGCUGCUGGAAUGGUCAGCAAAUUGCACUUGGUCAAAGAUACGGUUACAAUAUUCGAGGAGACCCGUCUUUAGGAUACAAUUAUUUAACAGGUGGAGGAGGUAUUAUAUUUAAUGUGGCAUUAGUCCAUAAAUUGACCACUUGUCAAUGUUAUGCGAUUGAUGCACCCGAUGAUAUGGUGUUAGGCAUGUGUUUGAAAGCUUUAAAUGCUACAGUGGUCCAUUCCCCAGUUUUCCAUCAAGCUAGACCACAAGACUAUGCCGACGAGUAUUUGGAAUCUUAUCCAAUGGUAUCUUUUCAUAAACAUUGGAUGAUAGACCCAAUAGAAGUUUAUCGUCAUUGGCUUUAUCAAGACUCUUCUUUCGGACAUGAUGAGCUUUAAGCUUUGAGUUUACCCGUCCAUUUGAAGCAGCCAGCACUGAAUUAAGAAUAAAAUCUGGAGGCACUAUAGCAUCAGCAAGCGUCACUGCUUCAUUUUUAAGACUUGAACAUAAAUCUAUUAUGGAUCCUUUAACUAUUACAGAUGCUAAUGGCCCAUUAGCAUAGCCACCUAUUAAUGAAAACAAGUAAUAAUUAUUAGUAUUUAAAAUGUUGAUUGUUUUCUAUCAUAUUACCUUCAUACAUAAUUGACAAAUGUUUUUCAACUAGCCAAAAUCCAUAAAGUGAAGCAAGUUUAUGUAAUACUACUUUGUGUGCAUCAUCUAAAUUUGGAGAUGAUGUUGUUUCAAUAAACUUUUUCAAAAUUAA
Molecule: messenger RNA, 2533 nt
Organism: Acyrthosiphon pisum (pea aphid)
Lineage: Eukaryota; Metazoa; Arthropoda; Insecta; Hemiptera; Aphididae
Product: beta-1,3-glucosyltransferase
Exons: 11
Coding region: 801-2168 (455 amino acids)
Cellular component (GO): membrane
Molecular function (GO): N-acetylgalactosaminide beta-1,3-galactosyltransferase activity
Source: RefSeq, a predicted model, not a curated record